AUGAGUAGGGAGUUUCCUGACAAUGUGUGGUCUCAAACAUUUAAAGAAUUGACAAUCGUAGCAAAACAGAUAGAAACGGAUACCAUGACAAAUUUGAUACAUGUAGGGUCUACCACACCUCACUUAAUGAAUAUGUCAUCAACAAAAACUAAAGUUAAAAUUAACACCAAAGGCGCUCCAUUAGACAGCAAUAAUGCUCUGAUACCACAUGUCGUAGAAGCCUUCAAAACGGUUACUCGUGAAGACUGUAAGAUUGGACCAGGCAUACUAAAGAGAAAGAUGCGUGCAGAAGGAGGAUACUCAUCUGGCUUCUUGAAGGCCGCCAAACCUAUUGCCUUGACUAUCCCUCGUCGUUAUUUACAAAGUCCCACGCUAUCUCCUGUCUUCAUAUGCACCACCACCUGCGACUCCUUCCAUUUGUCUGCGAUCCAAUCUCACACGUUCUCAACCAUCUUCCUACCCAUCCGCUCAGAACUCCUUCUCAAGCACAAGCUUGGGAUUUUCAAUGGCCAGUACUUUGUCAUAUCUUAUUUCAAUCCGACUAUUUACACCACUCUCAAGUGUCGCCUUCACCUCCUCUAUUAG
This is a messenger RNA of Mycotypha africana, 585 nucleotides long. RefSeq lists its product as uncharacterized. NCBI's taxonomy places the organism in Eukaryota, Fungi, Mucoromycota, Mucoromycetes, Mucorales, Mycotyphaceae. The coding region runs from base 1 to 585 and encodes 194 amino acids. The transcript has 3 exons. The record is from RefSeq and is a predicted model, not a curated record.